Messenger RNA from Cryptomeria japonica (Japanese cedar), 444 nucleotides. RefSeq lists its product as uncharacterized. The record is from RefSeq and is a predicted model, not a curated record. Lineage: Eukaryota; Viridiplantae; Streptophyta; Pinopsida; Cupressales; Cupressaceae. The coding region runs from base 1 to 444 and encodes 147 amino acids. Gene Ontology annotation, molecular function: nucleic acid binding; RNA-DNA hybrid ribonuclease activity. The transcript has a single exon.
AUGGGUGAAAAUAAUUUCGAUGGGGCCUCAAAAGGUAAUCCGAGGACUUCAGAUACGAGAUGUGUGGCCUGUGAUGAUGAAGGGAAUAUUCUCUUCAUAGGAGCAAGAAGGCUUCAAGAUGGAAUCGACAAUGAGGUGGAGGCUAGAGUGGCCUUACUGGAGGCUGAUUUGGUAGUAAACAUGAAGGCAAUGAAGGUACAUCUGGAGGGCGAUUCCCAGAUUGUGGUCAAUGCCUCGAUCAAAGGUGAUACCCCGUGUUGGAAGUUGAAUAAUUUCAUACACAUAAUUCGUGAAAAGCUAAAAUUCGUCCAAUAUUUUUGUAUCUCCCAUGUGAAAAGAGGAGGAAAUGUCAUUGCUGACGGCCUUUCAAAUGUAGCGUGUGAGCUUUCUAUAGGGGAAGUGAGGUGGUGUGAUUGUAAAGAUGGUAUCGUGAGAUGGAGUUAA